Annulohypoxylon maeteangense is the source of this 2228-nucleotide messenger RNA. Its product is annotated as magnesium transporter NIPA-domain-containing protein. Lineage: Eukaryota; Fungi; Ascomycota; Sordariomycetes; Xylariales; Hypoxylaceae. The transcript has 2 exons. The coding region runs from base 363 to 2012 and encodes 549 amino acids. Gene Ontology annotation, cellular component: membrane. Gene Ontology annotation, biological process: magnesium ion transport. The record is from RefSeq and is a predicted model, not a curated record. Gene Ontology annotation, molecular function: magnesium ion transmembrane transporter activity.
CCGCUGUCUCGUUUUAAGCCACAACCCCCCUGCCCCUGCUCUAAGACGGGCGUCAUCGAGUUCAGUUCACCGUCUUAUGAACUUGAUCUUUCGAUCUUCGAAUUCCGCGACUUGUUAUAUCCGUGUCACAAUCUGUUGCGAUUACAUUUGUCAACUUAUUCUUCUUCUUUGUUACUAUCAUACUAUAAUCAUACUCGAUACAUUCAUUUUUAUCCCCACUCUUUCACCGAAUCUAUAAUUGUCAGGUACUCGAGGUGGAUAGGUAGUAGGGCAAGGAUUCUUCGCAUUCGCUGUCUCAUGGGCAACCGAGGCGCUUCUUCAUCUAGCGACGAUCGCGGAUGAGCUGACAAAAAUCUGUCGCAAUGGGUGUGUUUGGUGACCUCUCGCCGGGAGGCACCAUCGCGAUUGGUAUCAUAGUCGGUCUAGUAUCCACGAGCGUCCAAUCCCUCGGUCUCACCCUUCAACGAAAAUCGCAUAUGCUCGAAGACGAAAAGUACCCCCUCGAAUUCCAGCGACCGGCAUAUCGAAGACGAAGAUGGCAGCUAGGCAUGGGUAUGUUCGUUAUAUCCAACAUAUUCGGCAGUACUAUACAAAUUUCGACUCUACCUUUACCCGUUCUAUCGACUUUACAAGCCGCCGGACUCGUAUUCAACUCUAUAUGCGCUACAUUAAUAUUAAAUGAACCUUUUACGCGAUGGUCCUUUUACGGGACCGCACUUGUCACGACCGGCGCAGCAUUGAUAGCUAUAUUUGGCGCAAUACCCUCUCCGGCACACAGUCUACCGGAGCUACUGGACCUGCUCGGUAGAUGGCCGUUCAUUCUCUGGAUGUCGUUCCAGGCUGUAAUUGUUAUCUCGAUGGCAUUGGUCAUCGAUCUAGUCAAUCAUUUCAGCAGCGUAUCGCAGAAUGCCAGGUUCCGGCUAGCCCGCGGCCUCGUAUUUGGAUGCAUCAGCGGUAUUCUAUCCGCUCAUUCCUUACUAUUCGCGAAGUCCGCCGUCGAGUUGGUUAUUAGGACUAUUGCUGAUGGCGAUAAUCAAUUUGGGCACUGGGAAUCAUGGAUGCUUGUGUUUGGGUUGGUCGCCCUGGCUCUAAGCCAGUUGUAUUAUCUUCACCGCGGAUUGAAGCUGGUAUCCACAUCCGUAUUAUACCCUCUUGUGUUUUGCAUUUACAACAUCAUCGCCAUUCUAGAUGGCUUGAUCUAUUUCCGCCAGACGGAUCUCAUCACGCACUUACAUGCUGGACUGAUUACCUUGGGCACGAUUAUAUUAUUAUCUGGCGUUCUAGCAUUGUCCUGGCGCCUCAACGACGAGCAACACCCGCCAGCUGUUGGGUCAUCCAGUCUUACGCCAGGAUUAGGACUUGUCGAAGACACAGAAGGGGAGGACUCAUCUCCUACCGAUACCGAAUCUGCUGGCGAAGCCGAGCCAGCGGUGCCGCCUACGUACAACACAUUUGCUCCGAACGGGGAGGCCACACCCCUCACGCCAGGCCGCAAGCCAUCAAGUCGCUGGCACGAACGCGCGCAGAUAUGGGACGAAUUAGAAGACCAAGAAACACCGAGACCAUCUAUGAGGAAUAGAUCGAGUACUUUACCUGAAAGCGCAAUUGGUGAGGACACUCCGUUAAUGCCAGGGCGAAGAAUCCUAUCUAGGGAAUCGACAGCCUCACUGGACGCUGCCGAAGCCGGUGGAUCCUCACCAAGGAAGAUGUUUAGACGACGAAGGAAGUCCACGGGAUUUCCGGGAUUUACAGCACGCAAAAACAUACGGCGGAAGAGUUCAUCCAAUGCUGGUGUUCAAGGUGCUCUGGGCGGAAUUUUGAAGCUUAGGUGGUGGCGUGGAAAACAGGAUAAUGACUCAGACGUGGCGGUAGCAAGCCCACCGGGCGGCGGGAGCGGGAGUAUAAGACGACUAUGGAGUCCAUCAAGAAGGCAACAUUAUGAAGACGAGCCGGAAGAUGAGGGCGAGAGAAGGCCAAGACCUGGGAGUCCUAGAGGUGAUGAUGCUGUUUAAUUAAAAGGGUUGAACUGCUAGACUUCAAUUGUGCAUAUACCUAGGUAAGAUAAGAUGGGAUGCAUAAGAGAUACAUGGGCUGGAUAGCUGGUGUUACUCGAAAUAAUAAGACUUAUUCAGCGGAUGCGAUGAAAGUUGAGGUUGUUGUGCUGUUUAUGUGCCAUUGCAACAUCUGUUGUUAUUCGUCUUUCUGGCAACUAUUACCUACCUGGUACC